Molecule: messenger RNA, 4173 nt
Organism: Habropoda laboriosa
Lineage: Eukaryota; Metazoa; Arthropoda; Insecta; Hymenoptera; Apidae
Gene: jar
Product: myosin heavy chain 95F-like
Biological process (GO): endocytosis; vesicle transport along actin filament; actin filament organization
Cellular component (GO): actin cytoskeleton; myosin complex; cytoplasm
Molecular function (GO): actin filament binding; microfilament motor activity; ATP binding
Source: RefSeq, a predicted model, not a curated record
CGCCAGUUGCAUGUCGGACUUCGUUCCGGUAGUAUCGUUGCUGUUGUUCUUCGGGUCGAGCGUAGGCCGAUAUGGAGAACCAGCAGGUGUGGGUGCGAGACCCUCAAGAUGGUUUCAUAAUCGGCAAGUUCACGGACAUGGUCGAUGGGGAUGCGUUAAUCGUGCCGCUGAAUCCGAAAUAUCCACAGCGCACCUGCCCCCUGGACGAAGUUUAUCCUGCUGGCGAAUACACCAAAGACGUCGAGGACAAUUGCGCUCUGAUGUACCUGAACGAGGCCACGCUGUUGAACAACAUACGGACUCGUUACUUCAAGGAUAGAAUAUACACUUACGUGGCCAAUAUCUUAAUCGCUGUAAAUCCAUACUGCGAGGUGAGAGAUCUUUAUUCCACUGAAACGAUCAAGGACUAUAAAGGAAAAUCUUUGGGAGAGACACCUCCUCAUGUAUUCGCCAUUGCUGACAAAGCGUUUAGAGACAUGAAAGUGUUGAAGCAGUCGCAGAGCAUCAUCGUUUCCGGUGAAUCUGGGGCAGGCAAGACUGAAUCGACCAAGUAUCUGCUUCGAUAUCUUUGCGACUUGUGGGGAUCGACCGCUGGGCCGAUCGAACAGAAAAUUUUAGAUGCAAAUCCGGUUUUGGAAGCUUUUGGAAAUGCAAAGACCAAACGGAAUAAUAAUAGCUCGCGUUUUGGUAAAUUCAUGGAGGUGCAUUUUGACUCGAAGUGUCAAGUUGUAGGCGGUUACAUUUCCCAUUAUCUUCUGGAAAAAUCGAGGGUCUGUCUGCAAAGUCCCGAUGAGAGAAACUACCACGUUUUUUACAUGAUGUGCGCCGGAGCUCCACCGGAACUUCGUGCGAAACUAGGAAUUACGAAACCGGACGAUUUCCACUACUUGAAGAACGGUUGCACCCAGUACUUUUGCAAUGAGGAGUCAGAGAAGAAAUUGAACGACGUACAAAAGAGUCGUGAUCAAAUUACGAAAGGUAGCUUGCACGAUCCAAUUCUGGAUGACGUUGAGGGAUUCAAUGCCAUCGAUCAGGCCCUGACGAGACUCGGUCUAACUGAAGCGGAAAGAAUGGAAAUUUACACGAUGGUUGCCGCCGUGCUUCACCUUGGGAACAUCAUGUUCGAGGACAAUCCUGAGGAUACGAAGGGCGGUUCCAGAAUAUGCGCCAGUUCUGAGAAAGCGGUGUUAAUGUCUGCAAAAUUACUGGCUGUUGAUCCUGAGGAACUUAGACAAGCCUUAGUGUCAAAAGUGAUGCAGACUAGUCGCGGUGGUAUCAAGGGAACGGUCAUUAUGGUACCAUUGAAAGUUUACGAAGCAAAUAACGCCAGGGACGCUCUGGCUAAAGCCAUUUACAGUAAACUAUUCGAUCAUAUUGUGGCUCGUAUCAAUAAGAGUAUUCCCUUCAAGGCCUCCAGUUAUUACAUUGGUGUCUUGGAUAUUGCAGGAUUUGAGUAUUUUAAGGUAAAUAGUUUCGAGCAGUUUUGCAUAAAUUACUGUAACGAAAAAUUGCAACAAUUCUUCAACGAGAGAAUCUUGAAGUACGAGCAAGAUCUCUAUGCAAGAGAAUCUUUAAAUGUUCCAAAAAUAUCUUACGUGGAUAAUCAAGAUUGUAUCGAUCUAAUUGAGUCGAAAAACAUGGGAGUCUUCAGUUUGCUAGACGAGGAAUCGAAAUUGCCAACUCAUAGUUUCGCGCAUUUUACCAGCGAGGUACAUCGUGUUUGGAAUGGUCACUUCAGGAUAACAUUGCCGCGAACGUCUCGUUUAAAGGCUCACAGAGAGCUACGCGAUGACGAAGGAUUCGUAAUUCGUCACUAUGCUGGUGGUGUUUGUUAUCAAACGAACCAGUUUAUAGAGAAGAACAAUGACGCUCUACAUGCCUCCCUGGAAGCAUUAAUUCAGGAGAGCAACAACAAAUUCCUCAGAACGCAGUUCGCCAAUAAUUCUUGUCAAAAAGGAAAGCUCACUUUCAUCAGUGUUGGUAGUAAAUUCAAAAAGCAACUGGGAGAACUGAUGGAUAAAUUAAAGAGCAACGGAACAAAUUUCAUUCGUUGCAUUAAACCUAACAACGACAUGGUGGCCUAUCAGUUCGACGGAAAUAGUAUUUUAGGGCAGCUUCGUUGUUCCGGUAUGACGUCAGUCUUGGAACUUAUGGAGCAUGGUUAUCCAAGCAGAGUUCCGUUCCAGGAACUGUACAACAUGUACAAAUCCUAUCUUCCACCAGAGUUGGCUAAAUUAGAGCCCAGGUUCUUCUGUGAAGCGUUACUUCACAGUUUAAAAUUGAAUAAGAAGGACUUCAAGUUUGGAAUCACCAGAGUGUUCUUCAAGCCAGGAAAAUUCGCCGAGUUCGACAAAAUUAUGAAAUCGGAUCCUGAAAACUUAAGAAAAUUGGUGGCCAAUGUGAAGAAGUGGCUACUGAAGUCUCGAUGGAACAAAAUGCAGUUCUGCGCACUAUCCGUAAUCAAAUUGAAGAAUAAAAUCAUUUAUCGUAGGCAGCACUUAAUUAUUUUACAGAAAACCGCGAGAAUGUACAUAGCCAAGAAGCAGCACCGACCUCGAUUCAAGGGAAUUAAGAUGAUUAAGAACUUGAGGACGCAGCUGGUUGGUAUGGAAGAGACAUCAAAACAGCUAAAGAAUCGUGAAAAGUCUAUGAAUGAUAUAAAGAGGCUGCAAAAUGAUCUGGAUGUAGCUAUUAAGAGGAUCAAGAUCAAUGAAAGAAUAAAACCAGCCGAAAUUGAUUCUCUUUACACGAAUUUAGUUAAUCAAAUGAACAAACAAAUGGUGUAGCAGCGGAAGGAGGAGGAAGUACGGAAGAAGAGGGAAGAAGAAGAGAAUAGAAGGAAGAAACACGAUAUGGAGAUAAGGAGAAAGGCUGAGGAAGAACAAAAAAGGAAACAAGAAGAGGAAGAUAAAAGAACCGCUGCAGUUAUACAAGCACAGAUGGAGAAAGAAGAACUGGAGGAGAACCAAUAUCGUGAUUUACUGGAGCAAGAAAGAAGGGACCACGAAUUGGCGGUGAGAUUGGCCCAGGAAUCGAACGGACAAGUGGAGGAUUCGCCGCCACCAGUUCGAAGCGGUUCCGAUGUACGAGUACCAUCGAACAACAACAGGCUAGCAAGAUCGGAGCAGGUGCGGAACAACCAGGCAGCUAUGGCCAAUAAAAAGUACGAUUUAUCUAACUGGAAGUACUCGGAAUUAAGAGAUGCUAUAAAUACAUCCUGUGAUAUCGAACUGUUAGAGGCUUGUCGUCAUGAGUUCCAUCGAAGAUUAAAGGUUUACCAUGCAUGGAAGGCUAGAAAUCGCAAGCGAACGUCCUUGGAUGAAAAUGAAAGAGCACCAAAGUCCAUCAUGGAAGCUGCUGCUAAAGCACCAAGGCCUCAAGUGAAACAGUCCAUAAUUGAGUCUUCUCAGAGAUAUUUCAGAAUUCCUUUUGUAAGACCAGCUCCAACCGGUCAACAAGACAAUUCCCAUACAUCUGGUAAACGAGGUUGGUGGUACGCGCACUUUGAUGGUCAGUAUGUUGCUAGACAGAUGGAACUUCACCCUGAUAAAGCACCAAUUCUUUUGAUAGCAGGUAUCGACGACAUGCAAAUGUGUGAAUUGAGCCUAGACGAGACUGGAUUGACUAGGAAACGUGGUGCUGAAGUGUUGGAGCACGAGUUCAAUCGCGAAUGGGAGAAAUAUGGGGGCAAACCGUACCUUCCUCCGUGUGACCGUAAAAAAUGAGGCAAUCCAUCAAAUAGUUGUUAUAAUAUAGGCUUUACGAAUUUUUGUAUCGAUCCACUUUUAAAAGUGAACCCAUAGCACAGUGCCUUAGAAUUUUUGUGCCUUUCACGUUUAAAGGAAAAGGCAAACGUUUUGAAAGCACGAUGUAACUAUGUUGAUUAAUUUUGUUAUCGAUUAUUAAAUUCUUAGAAGGUAUGGAAGGAUGAUUGGAUCCAUGGUGGAUCUAUGGAUCGAUGGACGUGUAGUGUGUACGUUAUGUACCCGGUGCAUUGUAGAAUGUACACGGUAUUUCGAAUCAACAAUUUUGGGUACGCUUGGCAGCAACUUUUUAACGUGAUAAAUCUAAUUGUUCAGUAUUCGAAAGCAGUAUACAUUAAUGUUGAAAAGGGAAAUACAAACGUUCGUCGAAAAGAAGCAAGAUCUCAUUAAAUUUCAAUUUACCUUACUU